Messenger RNA from Aspergillus sclerotioniger CBS 115572, 680 nucleotides. RefSeq lists its product as uncharacterized. Bases 151 to 573 code for a protein of 140 amino acids. Lineage: Eukaryota; Fungi; Ascomycota; Eurotiomycetes; Eurotiales; Aspergillaceae. The record is from RefSeq and is a predicted model, not a curated record. The transcript has 2 exons.
UGUCGCCUUGUGCUGUUAUCAGGCUUCGUCAACCCGUGGAGUGAUCCGUUUCAACCAUGGAUGAGACACGUAAAGCUGGCCUGUCAAUCGUGGACCUCCAAGUCACAACGUCAGGCAUAACUUAAACCGUGCAAUUUCUGCAGGCCUGGAAUGCCACGCGGCCUCGCUCCUUCAUUUCUCCUUGUUGGGCGGUGCUUAGCAAUGGUGGCGAUCAGCCUCUCGGGAAUCCUUGAUAUCAUGGAUCGACACCACCUUCCUCUUCCAGCGCAGGGUCUUCACGGAGAACCCCCUUGCGUGGCUCUCUAUUCGCGCGUUGCCGUUCCGCGAGUGCCCCCUCCUUCAAUCUCUGCGCCCUGGUUGAUUCCCCGGUCCCACCCAGGUCCCCAAACCAUCCAGACCCCCAGUUCAGCGUCUGACGGAGCGAAAUCCACCUCUCAGCAUCUGCCUGCCACCUUAGGUAAUGAGCAACAAUGCAUCGCUCAUCGACAUCUUUAUCUUCCCCACCACAGAUAUUGCCAAUUUCAUUCCUUUGCCACUGAUUCGCGUGAGGCUCAAUCUUCUGACGACGUGUGAUAAUGCGGUGCAGGUGUAUGCGUGUCAUGUCUCAGGGUCUCAAGGUCUCAAAAUUCCGUCGUGAAUCUAACUCUCAGCUAUCCAAGUCAGCUAUCUGUGUAGUUAUG